Dunckerocampus dactyliophorus (ringed pipefish) is the source of this 666-nucleotide messenger RNA. Its product is annotated as histone H3-like. The coding region runs from base 1 to 657 and encodes 218 amino acids. Gene Ontology annotation, molecular function: DNA binding; protein heterodimerization activity; structural constituent of chromatin. The transcript is spliced from 3 exons. Gene Ontology annotation, cellular component: nucleosome. Lineage: Eukaryota; Metazoa; Chordata; Actinopteri; Syngnathiformes; Syngnathidae. The record is from RefSeq and is a predicted model, not a curated record.
AUGGCAAGAACCAAGCAGACAGCCCGUAAAUCCACCGGAGGCAAAGCCCCCAGGAAGCAGCUGGCUACCAAGGCUGCGCGUAAGAGCGCUCCUGCCACCGGCGGCGUCAAGAAGCCUCACCGUUACAGGCCUGGUACCGUGGCUCUCAGGGAGAUCCGUCGCUACCAGAAAUCCACCGAGCUGCUCAUCCGCAAGCUGCCCUUCCAGCGCCUUGUUAGAGAAAUUGCUCAGGACUUCAAGACCGACCUGCGCUUCCAGAGCUCGGCCGUCAUGGCUCUGCAGGAGUCGAGCGAGGCUUACCUGGUCGGCCUUUUUGAGGACACCAACUUCUCCACCGUUCUUAAGAUGUCUGGAAGAGGCAAGGGAGGUAAAGGCUUGGGGAAAGGAGGCGCCAAACGUCACCGCAAAGUUCUCCGUGAUAACAUCCAGGGUAUUACUAAACCCGCCAUCCGCCGUCUGGCUCGCCGCGGUGGAGUUAAGCGUAUCUCCGGCUUGAUCUACGAGGAGACUCGUGGUGUGCUCAAGGUGUUCUUGGAGAAUGUUAUCCGUGAUGCUGUUACAUACACUGAGCACGCCAAGAGGAAGACCGUGACCGCAAUGGAUGUUGUCUACGCUCUGAAGAGGCAAGGACGCACUCUGUACGGCUUUGGAGGCUAAAUUCUUGCU